UUCCAACACCAACGCCCUUUCUUUUUUAACCAAUUAUUCCCUCUUUUCCCAAAUCAAAUUUCAUUGCCGUUUGCCGCAACAACAUCAUAGAAAACACCAAAAUCCGACAUGGGAAGAGGCAGAGUAGAGAUCAAGAAGAUUGAGAAUAUCAACAGCCGACAAGUUACAUUCUCAAAACGCCGAAAUGGGUUGAUGAAAAAGGCCAAAGAAUUGUCGGUUCUUUGUGAUGCUGAGGUCGCCAUUGUUGUCUUCUCCAGCACUGGAAGACUUUAUGAAUUCUCCAGUACUAGCAUGGAACAUACACUUUCAAGGUACAGAGGACAGGGCAUGGAGUUGGAUUUUCCAAGAGAGACUUUGGACCAUCCAACACAACUGCCACCAUCGGAUUCUGAUGCGAAGUCAUCCGAAGACGAGUUCGUAAAGCUGAAGUUAACGUACAUGCAGAUGAGAGGGCAAGAACUGGAUAGUUUGAGCUUUAGAGAGCUACAAAACUUAGAAAAUCAAUUGCGGGAAGGGAUCGUAUCGAUCAAAGACAAGAAGGAGUCAUUGCUUUUGGAGCAGCUCCAAAGGUGUAGGUCGCAGGGGGAAGUAGUCAUUUCCGAGAACGAGACACUGCGAAAACAGCUUGAGGAGUUUCAGCAGAGAAAUAAUACACCACUUUUGGAGUCGAGCCCGCUUCAGAGAUCGUACUUUUCGGAUUCGAAAACCGCUUCUACCAACGAGACUGAGGCCGAGACUGAGGCCGAGGAAAAUGACUGCUCGGAAAUUUCCUUGCAUCUGGGGUUGUCGUUGGAUGGUCGACAAAACAGGAAACGAUCGGUUGAAGGCACGAGCAAUGACACAGCAGGCAGCUAAGUAGACAUGGAAGGAGACGCGAUUUUCGCAAUGAUGAACUCUCUCCCAUCAUUUUGGUCUGUAACCGACUCGGUUCCUGUUCGGGUUUUGCUUUCGGCGUUCUUGUUCAUCGGGAUCGGAGAGGUAGAGCCUUACUACAUUGAAUUGUCCACAGUCACCACAGUUUAUAUUGAUCUGAGAAACUUGUUACUUUCAAUGAAAAUUGUUACAGCUAUUGUAAUCAAUAUCUGAGCAGUGAUUUUUCUUCCCUUUAUUUUUGAUUCU
Messenger RNA from Cucurbita pepo subsp. pepo (vegetable marrow), 1119 nucleotides. RefSeq names its product AGAMOUS-like 18 (gene AGL18). Gene Ontology annotation, biological process: positive regulation of transcription by RNA polymerase II. Gene Ontology annotation, cellular component: nucleus. The record is from RefSeq and is a predicted model, not a curated record. Gene Ontology annotation, molecular function: RNA polymerase II transcription regulatory region sequence-specific DNA binding; DNA-binding transcription factor activity; protein dimerization activity. Lineage: Eukaryota; Viridiplantae; Streptophyta; Magnoliopsida; Cucurbitales; Cucurbitaceae.